UUCAGUCCAGACAUCCGAAACAAAAGUCCAACAACUCGGUAAUGUGCUUGAAGCUUAUACUAUCUUUAUCAAUUGCCGGCCUGGUUUCUGCUUCUCAGAUUCCUGGGCCAGAGGAACGGAUCGUACGAGGUUACUACAUCCCCAUCGAAUAUGUUCCUUGGCAAGUGUCGAUGCUAAAUGCCACACUACAUCGCUGCGGUGGAGUCAUCUACAGUGAUCGGACUAUUUUAACUGCUGCUCAUUGCCUUCACAAUGUGGCCGUGAAGGAUCUAUCAGUUCGCGCUGGAUCUUCAUAUUGGAGCAAAGGUGGUCAGGUGCAAAGAGUGCUAAAGGCCAUUAAACAUCCAAAAUACCGGCAUUUUCCUAACCCAGUGUAUGAUGUUGCUGUGCUGAUUUUGGAGGAUCCUCUCAAACUUGGUAGUGCAGUAGACGAAAUUUCUCUAGCUGAAAAUACUCCCGAUGCUGGAACAAUUACUUUGGCCUCAGGAUGGGGACUUACUCGAGUCCCUGGAUUUCAUUGGCCAAUACUGCAUGGCGUUCACGUAACUAUUUUGAAUAGAACGGAAUGCGAGAAUUAUUAUAAAGACAUAAAUUAUAAAGUGACUAACGACAUGAUCUGUGCCGACGCACAUCAAGGUGAUACUUGUAAAGGUGAUUCCGGUGGCCCCUUGGUUGAUACGAAAAAUAGAAAGCUUGUUGGCAUAGUUAGCUGGGGAGCGGGUUGUGGUACAAAUCCGGGGGUCUACGCAGAUGUUGCUUUCUUCCGCAACUGGCUCAAAUAUACAGUUCAAGAAAAUAUUUAGAAAACGAUUGUCAAAAUAUACUAUUUACUAGUUACAUCAUUUAUCUGCAAAUAAAUACCUACAAUUUUGAAACCUUU
Molecule: messenger RNA, 880 nt
Organism: Drosophila santomea
Lineage: Eukaryota; Metazoa; Arthropoda; Insecta; Diptera; Drosophilidae
Product: trypsin beta
Exons: 1
Coding region: 42-803 (253 amino acids)
Biological process (GO): proteolysis
Molecular function (GO): serine-type endopeptidase activity
Source: RefSeq, a predicted model, not a curated record